Molecule: messenger RNA, 772 nt
Organism: Postia placenta MAD-698-R-SB12
Lineage: Eukaryota; Fungi; Basidiomycota; Agaricomycetes; Polyporales; Adustoporiaceae
Exons: 3
Source: RefSeq, a predicted model, not a curated record
UCACAAAACAACGAAUGCAGGCAAUUAUGGAUAGUCUAGUUGGACAUGAUACGGAUCCAUUCCUGUCGCAGCUUCGCAACGCCAUAAAAGAUGCUGCAGGCACGGCGAGCGGUACUGCAGAAGAGGCUGGCGUGACGCUUUCGGGAGAUAUCUGGAAGCGGAUCGCGGAUGGCAUAAGUGUGCUGUCUUGCAGCGCUCCUGAUGACGUCAGGUCUCAGAUGUCUCCGUACUUGCACGCAUCCGCUCACCUGCUACUCCCGGUUCCGUCGACGUGCGCUUUCACUUCCAUCACCGCACGCGCAUACACGGAGUCGAUUACGACUACGCGCUCGCAUCCCGUGUCAAUGCGCAUCCCACUCCGUCCCCAUGUGCGUACAACAGUAACAACCUGGAUAUCGACAGUCGCUCUGCGAUCACUGUGAGCGAACUUCGAGCGGCGCACGAUGUGCCUUUCGGCGCAGCCCCUAGCAGCAUGGAUGUGACACUGGGCGGGGGCGUCGGGUUGCGCGAGAUGGCGCUACUGAUGAUGGGGUCCGCGGGGCCUGGCGGUCUGUGCUCUGAGUUGGCCGGUCAGAAGCUGGGUCUUAGCGCGGCUCACUCACGCCAGGUCUGUGGUAUCUUGCCAGUGACUGGUAACGGUAAGCGCGUCCUUUUGUCGGAUGAGCCGUCCUGACGUGUCGUUUCAAACAUGGCGGACUUCUCACGCGAGCAAGUGACCGAGCUACUAGAUGGCUCGAAGGACGAAGAUCGGGACUCAGAUGACAAUGACGAC